This is a messenger RNA of Manihot esculenta (cassava), 1254 nucleotides long. RefSeq names its product glycosyltransferase BC10. Gene Ontology annotation, molecular function: glycosyltransferase activity. Bases 1 to 1254 code for a protein of 417 amino acids. The transcript has 3 exons. Gene Ontology annotation, cellular component: membrane. Lineage: Eukaryota; Viridiplantae; Streptophyta; Magnoliopsida; Malpighiales; Euphorbiaceae. The record is from RefSeq and is a predicted model, not a curated record.
AUGUCCUUCUCUUCAAGAUCAAUGAAGAACUUCAACAAGAAACUUCGCUCAAGGAUCUUAUCAACCCUCAUCAAUGGCAAAAUCCACCUUCCUCACUUCAUCUCUCAUUUCAUUGUCUUCCUCUGUGGCUUAGCCUUCGGCAUUGCAAUUCCUUCUUGGCAUUCCAAAUCCAUUUCUUUAAACUUUCAACUCAACCCAUCUUUGAACCAAACGCAGACCCUUCCAUCUCCACAUAAGCUUUUACCUUUGGAAAUGCUGCUGCUUAAUCGAACCAGUAAUUCAACCGGUUGGAAAAAUUUGUUUAAACCGCCAACCAGUGUUUAUCACGACAUGGAAGAAGAAGAGCUGUUAUGGAGAGCAUCAAUGGUUCCUAAUGUUGGAAAUUCUACGUUGCCUCGUGCUAAAAAAGUUGCGUUUCUGUUCUUGACACAUGGGCCUUUGCCUUUGGCUCCUUUCUGGGAUUUGUUCUUUAAAGGCUAUGAAGAUCUUUACUCAGUUUAUGUGCAUUCGAAUCCUUUGUUUAAAGGCACAGUGCCCUCCAACUCUGUGUUCUAUGGCAGGAUGAUCCCAAGAAGUAAGGUGGUGCAAUGGGGAACGUUUUCAGUAGUAGAAGCAGAGCGUCUCUUAUUAGCAAAUGCAUUACUUGACGUAUCCAACCAACGCUUUGUUCUCCUUUCAGAUUCAUGCAUUCCUCUGUUCAACUUCUCCACAAUCUACAAUUACUUAAUGUCUUCUUCAAAAUCUUUCCUAGAGGUUCUUGACGUGCCCGGCCUAGUCGGCCGUGACCGAUACAACCCACGAAUGAGUCCCACAAUUCAGUUUCAUCAAUGGCGAAAAGGCGCCCAGUGGUUCCAGAUUGAUCGAGAUCUUGCCCAUGAGCUAAUCUCAGACCUAAAUUAUUUCUCCACAUUUCAAAGAUUUUGCAAUGGCUUGUGCUUCGGUGAUGAGCAUUACUUGCCAUCUUUUGUUACUGUGAGGCUUUGGAGGAAGUUUUCAAACAGAACUUCGACUUGGAUUAAUUGGUCAAUGGGUGGGGCCCAUCCCUUUGGGUUUGGGGAGAUGGAAACCACUAGGGAGAAUUUGGAGUGGUUGAGGAGUUAUGGGAAUGAAGGAUGUGAAUUCAAUGGGGGAACUAAUAUUUGCUUCUUGUUUGCUAGAAAGUUUCUGCCUUCUUCUUUGGAUAGUUUGAUGAGGAUUGCUCCUCAUGUCAUGUCAUGCAAUUUUAAUUUACUAAUACAAGUUUAUGCUCUCUAA